CGACAUUUCGAUAUAAAUAUACUGCACGCAGUAAACAGAGAUUUUAUCGUGUAGUUGAAAAGAGCUGAUUAAAGGUGUUAAACGCGCAUUAAAUAGGCAGUUCGAAGUGCUUGAAUGUCCACAUAACAAUAUUAACUAUUAGAAGUAGCAGAGGCGACCUAAAUUGUUGAAACAUUUUCUAAUUACGCAUUCCGAUCAUGGAUGAGGCGAACAUACAGGACAAGGAGCGGUUCGCGAGCCGCGAGAAUCACUGUGAGAUCGAGCGACGGCGUCGCAACAAGAUGACGGCCUACAUCACGGAACUUUCGGAUAUGGUGCCCACCUGCAGUGCCUUGGCCCGUAAACCGGAUAAAUUAACUAUCCUUCGCAUGGCAGUGGCUCACAUGAAGGCCCUUAGGGGGACAGGGAACACUAGCAGUGACGGCACCUACAAACCAUCAUUUUUAACCGAUCAGGAACUUAAGCAUCUUAUCCUGGAGGCGGCGGAUGGCUUUCUUUUUGUUGUGUCCUGCGAUUCGGGACGUGUAAUCUACGUGUCUGACUCUGUCACUCCGGUGCUGAACUACACCCAGAGCGAUUGGUAUGGUACCAGCUUGUAUGAGCACAUUCAUCCCGACGAUCGCGAAAAGAUCCGAGAACAGUUGUCCACACAGGAAUCGCAGAACGCUGGGCGCAUCCUGGAUCUCAAAUCUGGAACAGUUAAAAAGGAAGGUCACCAGUCAAGUAUGAGACUGAGUAUGGGUGCUCGUCGGGGCUUCAUCUGCCGCAUGCGUGUGGGAAAUGUUAACUCCGACUCCAUGGUUUCCGGGCAUCUAAAUCGUCUGAAGCAGCGAAACUCGCUGGGGCCGUCCAGGGAUGGAUCUAAUUAUGCUGUCGUCCAUUGCACUGGUUACAUCAAGAACUGGCCGCCCACUGACAUGUUCCCUAACAUGCAUAUGGAGCGGGAUGUUGACGACAUGAGCUCGCACUGUUGCCUAGUAGCUAUUGGACGCCUUCAGGUUACCUCCACGGCCGCCAACGACAUGAGUGGAUCCAAUAAUCAGAGUGAGUUUAUAACACGCCACGCUAUGGAUGGAAAGUUUACAUUUGUGGAUCAGAGGGUACUGAAUAUUUUGGGUUAUACACCGACGGAAUUGCUUGGGAAGAUUUGCUAUGAUUUCUUCCACCCAGAGGACCAGAGCCACAUGAAGGAAAGCUUCGAUCAGGUCUUGAAGCAGAAGGGUCAGAUGUUUUCUCUUUUAUACAGAGCUAGGGCUAAGAAUGCUGAGUAUGUCUGGCUGCGCACUCAAGCUUACGCCUUCCUGAAUCCGUACACUGACGAAGUAGAGUACAUUGUGUGCACCAAUAGCUCAGGGAAGACCAUGCACGGUGCUCCCUUGGAUGCAGCGGCUGCUCAUACGCCAGAGCAAGUGCAGCAACAACAGCAGGAGCAGCAUGUGUAUGUUCAAGCAGCACCCGGAGUGGAUUACGCCAGGAGAGAGCUCACUCCUGCAGGUAGCGCUACCAACGAUGGCAUGUACCAGACACAUAUGCUGGCCAUGCAGGCCCCCACGCCCCAACAGCAACAGCAGCAGCAACAACAGCAACAGAGGCCAGGAUCAGCCCAAACUACGCCCGUAGGUUACACCUACGAUACCACGCAUUCACCAUACAGUGCUGGCGGCGGAGGACCCUCCCCGUUGGCCAAAAUCCCUAAGUCGGGUACCUCACCGACACCUGUGGCUCCCAAUUCCUGGGCCGCACUGCGUCCCCAGCAACAACAACAACAGCAGCCGGUGACUGAAGGCUAUCAAUACCAACAAACAAGCCCGGCCCGGUCCCCAAGUGGACCAACUUACACCCAAUUGAGUGCCGGCAACGGAAACCGACAGCAGCCACAGCCAGGAGCAUAUCAGGCGGCUCCCCCGCCACCACCGCCCAAUGCGCCGGGCAUGUGGGAUUGGCAGCAGGCCGGUGGCCACCCACACCCUGCGCAUCCUACGGCACAUCCGCACCAUCCACACGCUCAUCCUGGAGGACCGGCCGUUGCAGGCCAGCCGCAGGGCCAGGAGUUCUCCGACAUGCUUCAGAUGUUGGACCACAGUGCGCCGACAACUUUCGAGGAUCUGAACAUCAAUAUGUUUAGCACCCCAUUCGAGUAAUCCAGAAUUAUUUUUCUGUCCAUUUUCCUCCUAUUUUCUGCCCCACUGUCUCUCUUAAUCACUUCUCAAGUGCAAUCCAUCAGAAAAUUGUUGAAAUAAUUCAGCCAAACGCAUGCAAAUUGUAAUCUCGUAAAUAGCAUUUUAAGUACAUAACGGUAGUCACGUACACGAUUCUGAUAUCUUUAUUUUUGAGACCCUAAUCUUUUCCACAGCUCUGCCCCGUCCCCUCCCAUUUUACAACUUACCCGUGCAAAGUAUUUACAUAUUAAGUUUUACGAUUGCUUGUCGUAAUAAAAGGGAAUGUAUACAUUGCUAUAUAGCCCAUGAAUUCUAAACUUUCUCAUCGAUUCUAUAGGAUUAGGUUUAUGUGUGACGACACGCUUCAUGCUGUAUUUCACUUGUAUUUCUCAUCAAGCAAAUUUCAAUGUUCAUGCAACGUACAUAUACAUAUAUAAAUAUACAAUUCAUAGUAUAAUAAACAAAUAGAUAAUUGUAAGAAGCCACAAUUGCACCACUUCCCCAACAGCAACCUUUAACAUUGACACCAUUUCCUAUUAAUUUUGCUCAUUUUGUGCAAAUUAAAUUCGGAGAAUAUGAACAAAAAAAACGUAAUAUACAUAUACACACAAAUUUGCUUCAUGUGCAGCUUUCAUUUUUGUUUUAAUUGCAUUUUAUGCAGCGAAAACGAAAACUUGUAAGCUCAAUACAGUGGCGCUAUAAAUUAAAUCGCCGCAUAAUCGCGCACAACGAUACAAGACCCCCAUUCAUUCAAUCCCAAGUUCAAACAUAAAACUAGUUAAUUAAGCUUUACUCCAAGAACAAAAUUUUAAACAAAUCUUUAGUCGCUAAGUUCCACUUUUUGUAAUUAAGCUGCAACAACGAUGAUAAUGCUUACAUUUUUGGGUAUUGAGAGAAAAAUUUCGGUUUUUAAUGGAAAUAAACUUAAUGUCCUACAAACUA
Drosophila bipectinata is the source of this 3101-nucleotide messenger RNA. RefSeq names its product Aryl hydrocarbon receptor nuclear translocator homolog tgo (gene tgo). Gene Ontology annotation, biological process: regulation of transcription by RNA polymerase II. Lineage: Eukaryota; Metazoa; Arthropoda; Insecta; Diptera; Drosophilidae. Gene Ontology annotation, cellular component: aryl hydrocarbon receptor complex; nucleus; transcription regulator complex. Gene Ontology annotation, molecular function: protein dimerization activity; DNA-binding transcription factor activity, RNA polymerase II-specific; RNA polymerase II cis-regulatory region sequence-specific DNA binding. The record is from RefSeq and is a predicted model, not a curated record.